Folsomia candida is the source of this 557-nucleotide messenger RNA. RefSeq names its product protein PRRC2C-like. Lineage: Eukaryota; Metazoa; Arthropoda; Collembola; Entomobryomorpha; Isotomidae. The record is from RefSeq and is a predicted model, not a curated record. The transcript is spliced from 3 exons. The coding region runs from base 45 to 557 and encodes 170 amino acids.
UUGAAGAAGAGGUUUGCGAAAUAGUGCGGCUCUUAAACGACCUAAUGUCCUUAAUUGAUGAUCAGAAGCUAUUGGAAAAAGGUCACACAGAAGCAAAACAGAAAAAACUUGACGAUAGUAAAUUAAAGGCUGAAGAGAUACGUGUUGCUGCUUGUACAACGAUUAAGAGAAGUGGUUCGAGCCCCGAAAAUCCUGGCCCUGUUCCAAAGAAGCGUCCAACUGACUGUACUCUAAUCGAUUUGUGGAAAGAGAAACAGGAAUCAGAACGCCAGCAAGAAAUGAAAAGACUUGAUGUCGAACAGCAACGUUAUGACGCCGAGCGCGCUGAAAAAGUGGUCGACAGAGAUCUAGAGAAGAAAAAAUUACACCUUCAACAGCAGCAAUUCGAGUUGGAGAGGGACCGUUUUAAUCAUCAACGGGACAAAGAUAAAGAAGAGUUUAAAUUGCGACAAAAACAAUUAAUCCUUCGAGAGGAAGAACGCAAGAGUCAGAUGAACAUGUUUGUGAUUAGUUUAGAUUUUGAUUUCUCAAAUAUUCCUCGAGUGUCGGAGGCUUAA